AUGAACCACGCCAUGGUGAUUAUCUCACAGUUUCUGUGGUCAAGAUUCUGGCGUUACUUCGCUGAUCCUCUGCUUUGGGGCCUCUCCGAGACUGCAGUCAAGGUGUCCGUGGUCUGUGGCUAUCUUAAGGCUCACCUGGGGAAAGCCGUGUUCCCAGUGAGCUUGUUGGCAGGAUACAGCUCCUCACGGGCCUUUGGAGAUGACAUCCCGUCACCUUUGCUGUGUUUAGAGUAUAUCGCUGGCCCACACUCCCUCCCCGGGAAGAGAAUCAACAAGGCGCUGUAUCCCAAGAGCUGGGGACCACAGGGCCCAUUCGAGAAGUCCGUCUACUCCAUUGGCUAUCUUGUCGUCACCUUGUGUGGCCAAGAGCUGCUGGGCCUGCAGCCUGAGGACUCAGCAGCUGCGGCCUCAUCCUCCCCAGCUGACCUCUUCAGCCGUUCCCAGCUCAUGGGCUGUAUUAAUUUUGUCAUCUGGCCAGGAAUGGGCAGAUCCUGCUGGCCAGCAAAGAAUGAAGCCGAAGUGGUGCAAAAGAGAAUAGGGUCCCCAUCUCCAGGCAGUUCCUCACCCCUGGGUGCAGAGUCUUUGAGCACACCCCUUCAUCCUGGUGACCCCGCAGAAGCCUCCACAAAUAAAGAGUCAAGAAAAAGCUUGGCUUCAUUCCCAACCUACGUUGAAGUUCCUGGACCUUGUGACCCUGAGGACUUGAUUGAUGGAAUCAUUUUUGCUGCUAAUUACCUUGGCUCCACCCAGCUGCUCUCAGACAAAACUCCCUCCAAAAACGUGCGAAUGAUGCAGGCCCAGGAAGCAGUAAGCAGGAUCAAGAUGGCCCAGAAAUUAGCCAAAAGCAGGAAGAAGGCUCCUGAAGGUGAAUCUCAGCCAAUGACUGAGGUGGAUCUCUUCAUUUCUACCCAGAGAAUCAAAGUAUUGAACGCCGACACGCAGGAAACCAUGAUGGACCACCCUCUGAGGACCAUUUCCUACAUAGCAGAUAUCGGGAACAUUGUUGUGCUGAUGGCCCGCAGGCGGAUGCCCCGCUCCAACUCCCAGGAGAACGUGGAAGCCUCCCACCCAUCCCAGGAUGGAAAAAGGCAGUACAAGAUGAUCUGCCAUGUCUUCGAGUCUGAAGAUGCCCAGCUGAUCGCACAGUCCAUUGGGCAGGCCUUCAGCGUGGCAUACCAGGAGUUCCUCAGAGCCAACGGGAUUAACCCCGAAGAUCUCAGCCAGAAGGAGUACAGUGACCUGCUCAACACCCAGGACAUGUACAACGACGACCUCAUCCACUUCUCCAAGUCCGAAAACUGCAAAGAUGUCUUCAUAGAGAAGCAGAAAGGGGAAAUCCUAGGUGUGGUGAUUGUGGAGUCUGGCUGGGGAUCCAUCUUGCCAACUGUGAUCAUAGCCAACAUGAUGCACGGAGGCCCGGCAGAGAAGUCAGGGAAGCUGAAUAUUGGGGACCAGAUCAUGUCCAUCAACGGCACCAGCCUGGUGGGCCUGCCUCUGUCAACCUGCCAGAGCAUCAUUAAGGGCUUGAAGAAUCAGGCGCGGGUGAAGCUGAAUAUCGUGAGGUGUCCGCCGGUGACCACCGUGCUGAUCAGGAGACCGGACCUUCGCUACCAGCUGGGGUUCAGCGUCCAGAAUGGAAUUAUUUGCAGCCUCAUGCGAGGGGGAAUAGCAGAGAGAGGAGGCGUCCGUGUGGGACACCGCAUCAUUGAAAUCAACGGGCAGAGCGUGGUGGCCACCCCACACGAGAAGAUCGUCCACAUCCUCUCCAACGCUGUGGGGGAGAUCCACAUGAAGACGAUGCCGGCUGCCAUGUACAGACUGCUGACGGCGCAGGAGCAGCCCGUCUACAUCUGAGGCCGCGCCCCGGGGUGGCUUGCAUGGAGGACUCUCCUCACUUGUGGUUGUGUUUCUCGUGCUGCAUCUGUGUGCCCACUGAGACCUUCCCCUCUCACGCCCAGCACUCGGUUUGACACGGAGGAAAAGAAUCCACAGCGACCUCCCUCUCUCUCUCUCCAGUUUGCUUUCUUUGUUUCAAAUGCCAGGGAAGUCUUGUAUGCACUCCCUUGAGGCUGGAGAGCAGGUCAAAGCCACCUAGAAUCUGCCGAGGACCUUCCUGAAGGGCCCUUGAGGGAGGGGGAUGCCUGAGGAGGGUUGUCGCCACCCUGCGCCCUCCCUUUCCGAGAGGUGCAGACCUCCGAGGAGGAGCCCCUCGGGACGUGAGGAAGCCGAUUCCGCAGUGCCUACGAUCCAGUGGCCGAUGUGUGCUCUCUCCCAGUCAGCUCAUGGGAAUAUGGUGGUAAUGGGGGGCCGGCCCACCGUGUACCUGGGGCAUCAUAUGCUAUUUCCUCACAGAAUUUCUGAGCCAACCUUAUGCCUCUUCUAUAGCCAGUUUUAGUUUCAACAUUUUCUAAUGUGAACCUUUUCACCCCGGGACAGAAGGGGAGCUACUGUGAGGCGGAUACCCAUGCAGAGAACUGGGCAAUUCCCGAGGUUCCCAACCGUUAGAUAAACAGGCGGGUACUUCUGCCCCCUUCCGCACCACACGUACGUACACACGUCUCACUUGCAUAUAUUCCACCCUGCCCUCCUCCCCACCACCAGUCAGGCAGCCAGAGCCCCUGGAAAACCUACAUGGCCUCUCUGUGCGGCCCCUUCCCCCCAGGUGAGGGCCGCAGGGGCUGGGGAGCCCUGUCCGCAGAGAGACGGCCCUCUGAGGCUGAGGUCCAGCCCUGCCGGCAGCUCCUUGGCUCAGCGGGUUCUGCUGGACUCCCAUGCACCCCACCUCAACACAUACCCCCCCACACACUGGGAGUCUGGACAGGAUGGACUGCUCCCCUUGAAGAUGAGGAACCCAGUGUGAUCGUGCUAACACUUCCUGGUCCAAGGUGGGACCAGCCUCCUCUUCUUCUCAGGACCACGAGGCAGGAUGUGACAUUUGAGAGGCCAGCGCCGUACAUAGACCACAAAACUAAGGGGACAGUCGUGACCUCAGGCGAUGCCUAAGAAUCCCCAGAUGAAUUCCAAAAACAUCUUGCUGCCUCGGGGGCCUGAAAAAGCUUUUACUUGGUGUGGAAUGUUACGUGUUCUCGUCAGGCGCCUCAUGUCCGUGGGUUUCGUUCGUCUCGGUUCGGUGCAGAUAUUUUCGUAAUACCAUGAUUCUGAGCCAGUUUUCACUUACUCCUGGUCCAAAGAGCACUUUUGUUUCCAUGUGGGUGGGGUGUGGCUUCGUUUGGUUUUUGUUGUGUUCCGUUCGUGACCUCCACAGAGACAGGGUCAGAGAAACUAUUUUGUGAUAUUAUUAUAGUCCCUGUUCUCAACAUCUGGGCUCUUUAUGUUGUGUCUGUGGAAAUAGCAACCUGGUGAGCACAUGUUGGGUAGUAUGGAUUUAUACCUCGAAUAGAGGGAUUUCAGGGAGGGAGAAGAUGAAUAAGAAAAGACUGGAAACAAGAGACUUCCGCCAGAGAGGUUGUGCAGUCAGCGCCCCGGGAUCUCUGUGCUGAGUUUUCUGCGUAGGCAGGAAAGCCAGGUGCUUCAGUGGCGUUAGUGGCUGGACUCCCAGGGUGACCGUGAGUCAGACCCUGCCAGAGGGGCUAUGCUGCCCACACAUCCCCCCUGGGAAAGGGGCUGCCCCUUCUCCAAGGGUCCAGGGUGGGCAGUAUGAGACCCCUGGACGACUUUUGAGGUUGCUGCUAAGUAGGAGACCAGCCCCAAGGCUAACCCACUGCGAACAUGAGGAGCCACGAACCCCAGUACCAUUUACCAAACUGUAGUGUCUGCUGACAUACAAUUAAGUACUCAAGAGUCCUGAGUUCACCUUUGCCAGAGAGAGUGGGUAAAACAGGAAUGCAGCAUUCUGGGUGGCAUUGGGAAAUAACCGGAGAGUGGCUCGUGCCCUCUGCUCCCAGGUAAGCUCUCGAGCCGCCUGUCCCCACGCCCCUUCAGAGGCGUCGGUGGUCGGCCACUGGACAGGCACCCCACCAGCACAUCCCCACAUAAUUACAAUGAAGCGUCUUCACCCAAAGGAAAUUACAAUGAAGCGUCUUCACCCAAAGGAGAGGAGGAGGCAGGCUACACUUCCUAUUGCUACUGCACAAAAAUCUUAGGUUUGGCAGGUGUUUUUGACAAGGCCGGUUUGGUAAACUCUCCUAGAAGACUAACAUUUUAGUGUAAGAUUAUCCCACCACAUACCUUUGUGUCAGUAAGAGUGGCUUCUCACACCCGGAUAGCCAGAUCUCUAGCUUGGUGGAGGUUCAGUCGGCUGUAGUAUGUUCUUACCUGCCUGCUCCCUCUGGGUGGAGGGGAGUCAACCUAUCUUCAGAAGUUAACCAGGAGGCAGGAUCUUAACAGACAUUCCGUUUGGGAAGUCUCACAGGAAGUGAUGGCCUGUUUCCCUCUGACAUCCCAGUAUAUAUAGUUACAUAUGUAAAUAUCUGAAAACCCCAGGUAAUGGCAAAAACUAUGUACAGAGCAGCCUUCCCAAUGUGGCCCUGGGCAAAAAGCCACUGUCGCCACUUGGCUUGGACAUGCUGGUGACUCAGCUUUGGGGAUAGAUGCCCAGAUCCAUCUACUCCCUCCUGGUCCAGCCAGGGUGUUCCAGAACCCGUCCUGCCUCUGCCUUCUCAAAUGUGACCAUUUCAGGGAGCCACCCUCAGCCUUGGGUUCACGAGAGGAUGAAGCCCCCAGAGACCAGUGCCGAGCCUGCUCCCCUCUCGGGAGCGGCUCCUCCAGGCCUGGAGCCCAUCACGGGGCCCUGGACUCUUGAGUCCCUGCAUCCGGGUCUGCUUUCCCAACAUUGUCCAUCGGCCCCGGCCUCAGAGAGUCCCAGAGUAACCUACUACCUCCCCAUCGCUCCCACUAUCCCGGUCACACCCGCCACCCCGUCUGCACACAGAUGAGAGCCGCCCACGAGCCCUUCUUGGGUCCCUGGGCCCAGCAGUGAGGCUGUUACCAAUGUUUACAAUCAGGGCACCUCCUCUGGGGCGUGUUUACUCUCCCACUCCCAAGGCCACUUGCUGGUUUGAGUUUCGUGUCCAUCUGCUCCUUCCCUGGUUGAGGCCGACUUGAACACACAACCCUGAUCUUACGUCCCGACCCUCCGUCAAGGCCAUGGUGAGGACUGUGUGGGGAGGAUAUUCCUUGUACAUACUCAGCACAGCCCCUAGAGUUUGGACUUGUACUAUUGUUCUGUAAAGAGGGUGAAAUAGAGCUUAUUGUAAAGCGUUGGGAGAAGUAUAGUAUUGUAUUUGUAACAAUAUGGUUCUUUGUAUACACAAAACUCAAUGAUCUCUAUAUAUAAUUAUAAAUAGAUAUAAAUAAGAUAUAUAUACACGUGAGCCUGGAAUGUUGAUGCCGCACACCCACUGAAUGUAUUUCCCCUGACAGUCUGGUCACUGGGCUGGCCCGCCCUCCCCUCCUCCGUACUGUUUCGGAGGUUGUGAUGUAUUUAACGUGUUCCCUUCCUUUAUUUAACUGAACGCUAAUGUCUGUAAGAGUUGCCGCAACAAUAAACAAGAACGUCACCUCUUGG
Odocoileus virginianus texanus is the source of this 5527-nucleotide messenger RNA. The record is from RefSeq and is a predicted model, not a curated record. NCBI's taxonomy places the organism in Eukaryota, Metazoa, Chordata, Mammalia, Artiodactyla, Cervidae.